AUGUCUGAAAUUGAGUGGCCAUGGCAAUAUAGUUUUCCACCUUUUUUUACAUUACAACCGCAUGCUGAAACAAAAGAGAAACAAUUGUCAGCAUGGACAAGUCUUGUUUUAAAUUAUUACCAAUCAACAAAACAAUCUAUUUUGGACCAAAGAUGGUUAAUCCACUGGCAUACCUUGGAGGAAUGGGGUAAUAUUGUUUACAACUGGGCCCAGGAAAACGGAUUUAUUAAUAGUGUUUGCACAUUAUUUGAAUUGACUCAAGGAGAGAAUACCGUUGACCAAGAAUUCUAUGGAAUUGAUACAGAAGUUCUAAUAAGGUCGCUCAAAACACUAGAAGCCCAAGGUAAAGCUGAGUUAAUAAUGUUUGAUGAUAAUCAGGGUGUUAAAUUUUUCUAA
Messenger RNA from Cotesia congregata, 396 nucleotides. Lineage: Eukaryota; Metazoa; Arthropoda; Insecta; Hymenoptera; Braconidae. The record is from the annotation of a GenBank genome assembly.